GAUGCGGCAGAUCCUGCUUCCGCAUUGACUGCGCUGCUGAAUGUCAAUGCGGGAGAAUGAAUAACUCCAAAUGUGAUAUUAGUUACAAACGAAGGAGCCCAACACGCAUUAUACGAUGCAUAUACGUGGUCGGAUUCAUGGACCUUUUUGGGGUCAGUAUGAUCAUUCCUUUGUUGAGUCAUCAUGUCAAGUCUCUAGGAGCCAGCCCAACAGUGGCUGGGAUUGUAGGAUCUACUUAUGGAGUGUUGCAACUCUUCUCCAGCACUGUGGUUGGAGGUUGGAGUGAUGUGGUAGGAAGGCGCUAUUCACUACUGACUUGCCUUUUGCUCAGUGCCUUUGGUUAUGGCCUGCUGGGUCUGUCUACGAGUAUUGCACUUUUUGUGCUGGCCAGGAUCCCAGUGGGGCUUUUUAAACACUCCUUGUCGAUCUGUCGAGCGUUGUUGUCUGAUCUCGUGUCAGAGAAAGAGCGCCCUCUAGUGAUGGGCCACUUUAAUGCUGCUUCAAGUGUGGGAUUCAUCCUGGGUCCAGUGGUGGGCGGCUACCUCACCGAAUAUGAAGGAGGUUUCUACCUGUCCUCGUUCGUCUGUGCAUCCAUUUUUAUUUUAAAUGCAGGUUUGGUCUGGUUGUUACCAUGGAAUGAGACACUAAAUCACUGUAUAGAUGCUAAUGCUAAUAGCAAUUCAAAAACUAACAAAUCCAAUAAUGGGUUAAACAAAUUAGCCCAGCAGAACUCCUCUGAUAAAAACCACAUUCAGCACCUUAGUGCAUCUGCAGACUGCCGUCAAUCAAAUCAAGACUGGAGCUGCUGGGCCACGUCUCUGUUCCAGCAGGUCUGGAGACAGCUGACCUCAGUAUGGAUACAGAUCUGCAUGGUGGCGUCGUCCGACAUGUGGGAUGUAUUCCUGCUCCGUCUUUUAAUGGCUCUAGCUAUCAUGCUGUACUACAGUAACUUCUCCUUAGCCAUGGAGGAACGCUUUCAGCUCAAGCCAAAGGUGACCGGGUACCUGAUAAGUUACAGCAGUACACUUGGGGCCCUUGCUGGCUGUUUGGUGGGGCCCGUCACCCACCUCUAUGACAACAACAUUUCCGCUUUAUUGCUUCACUCUACCAUGCUCACCUGUACAUUGAUCUUCCUGUACGCCACAGCACCCAAUAUCUGGCAGGUCUUGCUCACCUCCACGUUCUUUGCCAUCUCGACCAACAUUGGACGCACUUGCAUCACUGAUUUGGAGCUGCAGCGCGGUGCGGCACACGCCAGUGGGACGUUAAUAGGGGCGGGGCAGUCGGUCACAGCUGUGGGAAGGGUACUAGCACCGCUGCUGUCCGGUCUGGCUCAAGAAUUCAGCCCCUGUGGACCUCCAAGUUUGGGGGUUGUGCUUGCACUGGCAGCUGUGGGUUUGCUGCUUGUAAGGACUCCUAAAUGGGAUAACAAGACAAAAGUGAAGGGACAUUAACUAUAAGAGAAAGAAGAAAUCUACUGUUGGUGAAACGCGUUUAAAGUGAAGAAAAGAUAAAGGACUGUAAUGGCAGCUGUCUUUUUUCCUCUCAGGUCAUGUGAUCAGUGUUGUAGGACUUCCGGGAUGUCUUGGAGUCAUGGCAUUAAUGUGGGACAUUUUCUGUAAGGAUGCUUCCGGAGCUGCCAUGAUGACAGAAAGCAAGAGUGAAUGCAGAGCUGAUAGAUGAAACACCAAAUUAUUUUGAUAGUGUCAGAAAUACAUUUUUGCACAUCAAAAGUCAUUUUAACGUACUAUUUUACAUUUUUGAAUGUCUUUAUAUUCUCAUUAAAUAAGUUACAGUAUACAGUAAAUUAUUUUACAGUAAGUUACAACAUUUUUAAAUGUUACAGCAACUUACCACUUUUUAAUAUUUUAACCACUAAGGGUCAGUUUCUCGGACAAGGUUUAGAUUAAUCCAGAACCAGGCCUUUGUUAUAUUAGGACAUUUAAGUAGUUUUUACAAAUAAACCUUACAAAUAACACUACUAGUGUGCAUCUUGAGACAAAACAAUGCAUUUUAGUCUGGGACUAGGAAAAGCCCUGUCCAGGAAACCACCCCUAAGUAAAACAGACUGUAAAGCCAGUUUCAUUCUACCAAAAAUUUAAGGCAGCAAAAAUUUACAAAUAACCAUAAAUGGGACCUUUAUUCAUUUAAAUACUUAUGUGUUUCCUUGGCAAACUCAAAACUUUCUGUCUAAAUUUCAGCUACCAAUAUGAAAGAUAUACUGUAUCCCUGAUUUCACAGACAAGGCUUAAGGCUAGUCCUAGACUAAAACACAUGUUUUAGCUGUCUCAACUGAAAAUAACUUGCCCCGACAGAUGUUCAAUACCUAAAAUAUCUUGAAUUUUUUACUUAAAGUUGGCGUUACUAAUUGAAGUUACUUUUUAAGUUGAUCCAACCUUUUACAGUGUAGUAAAGUACAUGCUCCCAAGCGAGCACAGAGUUAAAGUCAUGUAAAUAAAAUUGAAAGAAAUGGCUUGAAAUUGCUGACGUAUUAAGCUAAAGUGUUCUCCACAGUGGCGGUUCUACACGGAGGCCAAGGGUGGCCCGUGCCUCUGUAGACAUGUCCCUGGCCACCCCUGUGGCCACCCCGUGCUGACCAAAUAAAAAAGUAUAAAUGUAUUUUGAUUUUACACGCGAGCGCCAAAAGCGGAACUAAUGCGACGCAACGUUCUACACGGGCAAAUUAGAGCGGCGCACCCAGUCACUGUAGCCGCCUGCGUUUGCUGCGAGUGCUGCUCGGCGAGUGUCUCAAUUCAUUCCCAAUCUCCUGAUGUUGAGAAUGUGUAUGCAGGUCUGGGCACUGGUAGGGACUCUAGCUCACUUGACAUUGGGACACUGUUCACUUGUUCUCCUGUGACGUAGCUGCUUAAGCGCGUUGUGAUCAUUCACAGCUGUUAUUCAUCAACAACCGGCAAAACCAACAUCUCGCUAAACUUUUUAAAGUUUACACAUUGUAAAAAGCGCUGUAAUUAUGCUCUUACUUAUACGUGCAUAAAAUUGUAGGAAUAUAAUUAAAUGUUACAUAUAAAAAUGUUUACAAUUUAAUAUUAUUAAAUAUUAUUUAAUAUUAAUAUUAUUAAUAUUAUUUUAAAUACUGAUUAGAUUGUGGUCCCUAAAUGUCUAGCAAUGUAUAUUUAUAUGUAAACUAAAACAAAUGUUUGUCUUUAUAAAAGUUUGCAUUUUAUAAAGUUUAUUGAGUAGGCUUGCAUGAUUUUCGGUUGAGGGGCUUUAGAAAAGAGCCAAGCUUCCCUUUUGCACCUGUACUCACUCUUGUAUUAAAUAAAUAUUUAUAUAAUUGCAAAGUAAAAUAAAGUUU
This is a messenger RNA of Paramisgurnus dabryanus, 3316 nucleotides long. It is a transcript of the gene slc67a2, whose product is annotated as major facilitator superfamily domain containing 9. Lineage: Eukaryota; Metazoa; Chordata; Actinopteri; Cypriniformes; Cobitidae. Gene Ontology annotation, cellular component: membrane. Gene Ontology annotation, biological process: transmembrane transport. The record is from RefSeq and is a predicted model, not a curated record. Gene Ontology annotation, molecular function: transmembrane transporter activity.